GUAUCCGAUUAAAUGUAAGCAUGUCAUAGGUUGCAUUGUAGAUCUGUAAAUAGCCCAAUUAGGGCGAUUGUGACAUAAUUGCAAGAUGAAGUUGGUUUGCACAUCUUUGUUUAUCUUCAGAUUUUACUUGUGGAAAUGUGUUUAUAGGUGUAGCAAGUUCAACCAGAUAACAUAUCGACUGUCAUUAUUCUGUUUGUAAUUGAAGUUAGUUGAUGCUGAUCAUUACAAGCAUUUUUUUUUGCACGGUCCCUGCAGCUAAAAUGAUCCCCCUUUUUAUGAUGUUUGCUGGUGGACCUCUGGGCUCUGGAAGACAAUGGUUUUCGUGGAUUCAUGUGGAUGAUCUAGUUAAUCUGAUAUGUGAAGCUUUAUCCAACCCAUCUUACAAAGGGGUCAUCAAUGGCACAGCACCAAAUCCUGUCAGGCUGGGGGAGAUGUGUGAACAACUGGGAUCUGUUUUAGGCCGGCCUUCAUGGUUGCCAGUGCCAGAUAUUGCACUAAAGGCGGUUCUUGGAGAAGGUGCUUCAGUGGUUUUGGAAGGACAGAAGGUGCUUCCCGCUAGAGCAGAGGAACUAGGUUUUCCGUUCAAGUAUCGUUAUGUGAAAGACGCACUGAAAGCCAUAAUGACAUGACUACGCUGAAGCAUGAUAUGCUGCUGGACAACGCAUAAUCAACACCCUCAAUUUUUUUCAUUUGUUAGGCUGGGAACUGAGGUGAGUUCUCAGGUCUAGUUCUUAAGGUUGCGAGCUACUUCAACUGAGAAAAGCUUAAUACAUCACAGAGAGAAGUAUCUCCUUCACUUUUUCCUUUGAACUGUUGUCUCCUUGAUGAAGCUCUGCUGAAUUACUUUGCUAAAAAUUACGUGGACUUGUGUUAGUCA
Coffea arabica (coffee) is the source of this 877-nucleotide messenger RNA. The record is from RefSeq and is a predicted model, not a curated record. Lineage: Eukaryota; Viridiplantae; Streptophyta; Magnoliopsida; Gentianales; Rubiaceae.